UUGCACUGGCUGCUGCAAAUGUUAAAUAUUGACAUUUUAAAUAUGCAAAUUGAUUUUUAUGCAUAAAGUCAAAGUAGCCGACGCAAAUCGCACAGUUUCUUAUUGUACUUUGCGCCGCGCAGACAUACAUUGCUACUGCAUAUGCGUAAUGGCGAUGCAGCCUCUCUUAGUCGCUGCUAUUCUACUACUCUGUUGUGACCUUGGUCAAGCAGCUGACUGCGAAUUCGGCGAGCGUCAGUUUAAUAUUGGUGAAAACUUCGAAAAUCCUGGCGAAUGCGCGAUUUACCAUUGCGAUGCUGAGGGCAGCAUAUCAGCGAAGAGCUGCGCGGAGUCGCUACCACCACCGAACUGCAAGACGAUACCACAAGAUAACACCAAACCCUAUCCAGAUUGUUGUAAACGACACGAUUGCUAAAAGCGUCUAGUGAACAUUUAUUAUAAGGAAAUUAUUUUAAAAAGUGUUAAAUUAGAGAGAUUUUAUGUUUAUAUGUAUAUGUUAGAUAAUUAUCAAAGCACUUCAAAUGUGAAAAAAUAAAUCGAACAUAAACUUUAAAUAGUUAUGCGCAGUUUGCCUGCGUUGAGUGAUAACCUGUGAUGCUGUGUUUUGUUGUUGUAAACAACAACUUGCGUGUAGCCACCGGCCAAGACUACAAACAACAACUACAAAAGACUUCGUUAGUUACUUAUAGCUUUAUGUUUGUGCUCAAGGCCACUGCUUAGAAGAUUUAUUUAAUCAUACUUUUAUUGAGAGAUCUUUCUGCCAUUAAUACACAUUUUCCAAUUACUCUUGUCACUUUAUUAUUAUUAUUUUUUACUAUAAACAUUAUAUACUUGUAGUUAUUAAA
This is a messenger RNA of Bactrocera oleae (olive fruit fly), 845 nucleotides long. Its product is annotated as venom peptide Pc. The record is from RefSeq and is a predicted model, not a curated record. NCBI's taxonomy places the organism in Eukaryota, Metazoa, Arthropoda, Insecta, Diptera, Tephritidae.